AAUGUUGCAACGGGUCGUAUUGGCCGUUAUGGCCUUUUUGGCCAUUGUGAAUGCCUACACAAUGCGCGUAAGUCUGUCCAUUGUCAUCACCGAACUGGUGGUCAAACGGAAUCACACCAAGGAGGAUAUUGGUACUGCCGUGUGUGAGGCCCAAGAUGAUGGCCUUGAUCCCGAUACAUCGCCUGGUGGUGACUAUGAAUGGUCGGAGAAAUUGCAGGGCUUUAUAUUAUCCUCUUUUUAUAUUGGCUAUAUUAUAACCCACAUUCCGGGUGGCCUAUUGGCUGAUAAAUUUGGUGGUAAAUGGACUUUGAGUUUGGGUAUUCUGUCGACAGCAAUAUUCACCAUGAUAACUCCAUGGGCCAUUGAUAUGGGUGGUUCCACUGCUUUGAUUGUUCUACGUAUUCUGAUGGGCUUAGGAGAGGGUACCACCUUUCCAGCUCUGAGUGUUUUGCUGUCACGUUGGGUACCUAUUGGAGAACGUGGUAAGCUGGGAGCCUUGGUAUUGGGUGGUGGACAAAUUGGAACCAUUUUGGCCAAUUCUAUAUCGGGAUUUUUGCUGCACUACUUCAAAUGGCCAGUGGUAUUUUAUCUAUUCGGUGGCCUCAGUGUUUUGUGGUUUAUCAUUUUUACCUUCAUAUGCUACAGCAAUCCUUCGGUACAUCCUUUUAUAACGGAUAAGGAAAGAGAAUAUCUGGAAACGGAGUUGAAUUUUGUUAGCCACAAUGAAAAUGUGGCUCCAACACCCUGGCGGGCAAUUUUCACCAGCAUGCCCAUGAUUGCCUUGAUAUGUGCCCAGAUAGGCCAUGACUGGGGUUUCUAUAUUAUGGUGACGGAUUUACCCAAAUACAUGGCCGAUGUAAUGCAAUUCUCCAUUAAGGCCAAUGGAUUGUAUUCCUCUUUACCCUAUGUUAGUAUGUGGAUCGUAUCGAUUUCUUCGGGAUUUGUGGGAGAUUGGCUAAUGGCAAAGGAGAUUUUGAAUAUCACAAAUACCAGGAAAUUAAUGACGGCUAUUGCUGCCUUUGGUCCGGCCAUUUUUAUGGUUGCCGCCUCUUAUGCCGGUUGUAAUCGUUUGGCUGUGGUCAUCCUCUUUACCAUAUGUAUGGGCCUCAUGGGUACCUAUUAUGCGGGAAUGAAAUUGGGCCCUCUUGACAUGAGUCCAAAUUAUGCAGGGACUUUGAUGGCCAUUACGAAUGGUAUUGGAGCCAUAACGGGGGUGGUUGCACCGUAUAUGGUGGGCGUGAUGACACCUAAUGCCACCCUAUUGGAAUGGCGUGGAGUGUUCUGGGUAGCUUUUAUUGUGCUGUGUGGUACUGCUGUGGUUUAUUGUAUUUGGGCUUCUGGAGAAGUUCAGUAUUAUAAUGAUCCGGAAACUUUAAGGCAGCAUGAGGCGGAACAGAGAGCCAAGAGGAAGUGA
Musca vetustissima is the source of this 1414-nucleotide messenger RNA. RefSeq names its product putative inorganic phosphate cotransporter. The record is from RefSeq and is a predicted model, not a curated record. Gene Ontology annotation, molecular function: transmembrane transporter activity. The transcript is spliced from 5 exons. The coding region runs from base 2 to 1414 and encodes 470 amino acids. Gene Ontology annotation, biological process: monoatomic anion transport; transmembrane transport. NCBI's taxonomy places the organism in Eukaryota, Metazoa, Arthropoda, Insecta, Diptera, Muscidae.